This is a messenger RNA of Selaginella moellendorffii, 801 nucleotides long. RefSeq names its product interferon-related developmental regulator 2. The transcript has a single exon. Bases 1 to 801 code for a protein of 266 amino acids. NCBI's taxonomy places the organism in Eukaryota, Viridiplantae, Streptophyta, Lycopodiopsida, Selaginellales, Selaginellaceae. The record is from RefSeq and is a predicted model, not a curated record.
AUGUUGGCUUUCGUUGGUGGCGUGGACUUGGAGGAGGCAAGCGCGAUGGAGGUCCUGUGGCAGAUUGUCAUCCACAAAGGCAGUGCUCACGCAGAUCAAACUCUUGGUACGAGCAAACCCACACCUCCAGUCAAGGCGGCCGCCAUCACGGCUUGGAGUUUGCUGCUUUCUACGUUGAGCUCCAAGAGAGUCAUGGCCCUCCAGCUCCCGAGUGUGUUGGGAGCUCUGUCCUGUUUGCUCGAGGAUCCAGAUGUAGGUGUUCGCAAGGCUGCCGGGGAAGCCAUUGCUCUUCUCUUCGAAGUUGGCGGCAUCCACCUGUUGGAGGAGCAAGCUCUUGGCGAAGGUGGAGCAACGGCAAUGGAGCUGCAGGUGGUGGAUCAGAUGAAAGCGCUGGCUGCCUCUUCCAGCCGGAAGGGCCAGACGAAGAAAGAAAGAUCCGAGCAGAGGAGCAGCUUCAGGGACAUGGUGGCGACUCUCCAAGGUGGUGCGUGUCAUGAGACUUGUGUCAAGCUCAAGCACGGUGACUCGCUCAAGAUCAGUACGUGGAGCCAAACCGUGCAGCUCAAUGCCUUCCGAAGCCUCCUGGGCGAAGGCUUUCAGAGGCACUUGCAGGAAAACGAUCUCCUGCACCAAGUGUUCAACUUUGCUCCAAGCAACACUGUGGUUUACAAGGGGACGGCAAAACAGCAAAAGCAUCAGAACUGCAUGGCGAGUAAAAUGAAGACCCAACUCAUGAACCAGAGAAGGUGUGCGCUUGAGGCCACUCGAAAGUUUAACGACGGUAGCAUUGAAAUAUGCUAG